CCUAAUUGAUAAAAACAGACCGACGCCAUAUCUUAGUCUUUGAGGAGAUAAACGUUUUUGAUAUAAAUACACGUGUGAUCACCAAAAUUUUGCAUGCAGCUUUGGCGCCAGUGAGUGAGCAAAGUUACAGAGUCUUCUGAGGUGGAGGUUCAGAAGAUGAGCGAGGAAGCUGUCGAACACAAGGAUUCAGAAGGUGAUGCAGCAGUCUUAGACGACAUUUUGGAGACAACUGUUGAUGAUGAUUUUCCUGCUGAAGAACAUGUAGAGAAAAAACCAGGGAGAAAAACUCGCAAUAAGAAAGUUAGGCCUGUUAAGGCCCCAGCAAAAGGACGAGGAAAAGGCACUAAAAGGAAUGCAAAGCCUACUGAACCGGAAGAUACCCCUGAAUUGGAGGAUGAAACCAUAGAUGAAGAAGAACAGUUGAAGGAAAUGGAGAAGAGACGUAAAGAGUUGGAGAGGAUGAAUGCUGAAAAAGAGCGGGAGGUCAAGAGACUUAAAAGAGAGGAGAAGGCUUUGAAAGAAGCAAAUGACAAAGGUACAACUGAGGUGGAAGCUCCUAAGUUAAAAAAGAAGACUUCUAAGAAAAGGGAUGAAAGUGAUGGCAAAGUGAAUGCUAGCAGUGCUGAGGAAGAAAAAGCAGAUGACAAUCCCGAGUAUGACAUCCGCAGUGAGGCAGGUAGCAGUGCCCAUGGAUCUGUAGCUUCUGGGUCUGGAGAAGAAUCAGAUGGCGAGGAAACGGGCCAACAGGGACAGAACAAAAGAUCCAGUCGUAGCAUAUCUCCCAUUGAGUGGGAAGCUAACCAACGUCCAAGUCGCAGUCGGAGCAAGAGUGGCUCAGGAAGUGGCAGUAGGAGUAGAAGCCGGUCAGCAAGCAGAGAGAGAAGAUCAUCAGCUGAAAGGAGAGAAUAUCAGCAUAAGUUAAGACACAUCUUUAGAGAGGCAACCUAUUUCAUUAUUAAAAGCAACAAUCAUGAGAAUGUUGCUCUUGCCAAAGCUAAGGGUGUAUGGUCUACCCCUCCACAAAAUGAGUUUAGGAUCAAUAAAGCCUACAGGGAAAGCCGUAACGUAAUUCUCAUCUUCUCUGUAAGAGAAAGUGGAAAAUUUCAAGGGUAUGCUCGUGUAGCAAGUGAAUCAGAUAAAGAUCAUCCACCAAUCCGCUGGGUGCUACCUCCAGGGUUAAGUGCCAAGGCCCUUAGUGGAGUGUUCAAGUUGGACUGGGUGACCAGGAGAGACCUGCCAUUUACUAAGACAGCCCACCUCCUCAACCCAUGGAAUGACAAUAAGCCAGUCAAGAUAGGGAGAGAUGGACAGCCUGUGGAGCCAAGGUGUGGAGAAGCACUGUGUAGGAUGUUUCCAGCUGAUGAAGCUAUAGAUAUUUCUGCUAUCACAAGGAAGGCUAAGGCCAAAGGACCUGCAAAAUUUAGUAGACCACCACCCAGAGAAAGUUUUCCAAGACGAGGAAUUUCACCUAGGCGUCGCCCCAGCAGGCGAGAAUCUUAUGAAUAUGAACCAAGACCUAAAAGGGGUAGAUUGGAUAUGGGAAGAGAUCCAGGUAGAGACGCAUAUAGACGAGACCGGCCUUCACCAAGGACUUAUGCUGGAGUCCGUAAAGAGACUUUUAUCAAUGGGUCAUACCAUGACUACAUGCGUGAAUUCCAGCACCGAGCCCCUCCCAUGCCACCAAUGACAGGACAGUGGAUACCAGCUCCCAUGCCAUAUGGAGAACACAUGCCUCCAUACCACCAUCCUUAUGACAGGCGAGAUACAUACGCUCCACCCUCAGAAUAUGGCCUCCCUUCUAGCAGCAGGAGGAGCAAUGAAAAGAGGUAUGAUAGAGAAGUUGACGACUUCUUGCGACGUACGCAUAGGGGAAGCAGUCGGGAGAGGCGUCAUCGGGACAGCAGAAGAUGAGAACAGCAUGUAGCUUCAUACUGAGACAAUAUAUUUUCAGGAGAACAGACUGAAGGACCAUUCAGCCGACUGUACUGAACUAUAAUGAUCAUUGAUACAUGUAGUUACUCCAUUAGAUACCAAGCUAGUAGGUACUUACUGCCAGUGAUCAUGUUGUAAUGCAGUGAACUUGAACUUCAAGAAGACCAGUGCUUAACUAAAUUGUGAGAAACAACAAAAUGCCCGUUUGUUUUGUAAAAAGAAGAUUCAUUUUGUACACUCUGACAUUGAAAUGUGAAUAUUCUAUUGUAUAUAAUGUGAAGAAGACUUACUGGAGACCCAAAGUAAGUUGGACUUUCUGCUUGCUGUAAAAAAUAUAAAGUUAGCAAUGUAAAAUUUAUAUUUUAUGUUCUGAUUGUCACAUUUCAACCAUGCAAUUUACCUACCAGGUUAGUAAUUUGCAUACAAGAUUAUUUCCAUGGUAGAAUUGAUUGAAAAGAGACCAUUAUCAAUUUAGUUAUGGAAAGACUACAUUGUCUGUGAUCUUGAGCAUCUAGAGAUAUUAAAUUAAUGCUUAAGUCUUUAACUGUAAAUGUUUUAUUACACCAGUGGCAAAUUUAUAAACAUUUUAAAAGGUAUCUGUGUAUAAUAGAAAAUGUUUUUGUUCAAUAAAUAGUAUACAUUUAUUAA
Molecule: messenger RNA, 2580 nt
Organism: Lingula anatina
Lineage: Eukaryota; Metazoa; Brachiopoda; Lingulata; Lingulida; Lingulidae
Product: YTH domain-containing protein 1
Biological process (GO): mRNA splicing, via spliceosome; regulation of alternative mRNA splicing, via spliceosome
Cellular component (GO): nucleoplasm
Molecular function (GO): N6-methyladenosine-containing RNA reader activity; mRNA binding
Source: RefSeq, a predicted model, not a curated record